Molecule: messenger RNA, 1090 nt
Organism: Anolis sagrei ordinatus
Lineage: Eukaryota; Metazoa; Chordata; Lepidosauria; Squamata; Anolidae
Gene: HDDC3
Product: HD domain containing 3
Molecular function (GO): guanosine-3',5'-bis(diphosphate) 3'-diphosphatase activity
Source: RefSeq, a predicted model, not a curated record
CUUCCUGCCCAGGCAGAAGGAAGAGCUCACACCAGGAAGUAGACUUCAGUGUAGUUAGCUGUAAAAUUCUGGCUUGUCCAGAGUGGGAGAAAGAACUCUUUGCCUGUUUGUGGCAAGUUUGAAUAUAGCAAUUGAUCACCUUGUUUAGCAUUGAAUAGCCUUGCAGCUUCAAAGCUUGGCUUCUUCCUUCCUAUUAUUAAAUAUAAUAAUAAUAAUGAUAAAUGGCAGAGAAAGAGAUUCAACCUGAAUAUUAGGAAGAACUCCCUUCAGGUAUUAGGAGUCUGGAUUGUGACUUUCCAGAAGCGCCUCGGAGGAUGGCGGGGAUGUCGGAGACUGUGCGGCUGCUGGACGCUGCCCACUUCGCUGCCUGCAAGCACUCCAGCCAGCGGCGCAAGGACCCUGAGCGCACUCCCUACAUCAAUCACCCCAUCGGUGUGGCCCAGAUCCUGGCGCAGGAGGGUGGAGUCACAGACCUAGCGGUGCUGCAGGCCGCCCUUCUGCAUGACACAGUCGAAGACACUGAUACCACCUUCUUGGAGAUCGAGGAACGCUUUGGGGCAGAGGUCAGACGCAUAGUGGAGGAAGUGACCGAUGACAAGGCACUGCCCAAGAUGGAACGCAAGCGCCUGCAGGUUGAGCAUGCGGCUGGCAGGAGCCCCGGCGCCAGACUUGUCAAGCUGGCCGACAAGCUCUAUAACCUGCGAGACCUGAACCGUUCCACUCCCCAAGGUUGGUCUGAAAAACGAGUCCAGGAUUACUUCCUCUGGGCCUCAGAGGUGGUGAGGGGCUUGCAUGGGACUCACCCAGCCUUGGAGGAGAAGCUGUGGCUGCUCUUUAGGGCACGAGGGAUUCCAGAGUGAUGCUGCGGAGCAUCCGGAUGAAGGAUCGGAAAGGAGGAGAAUCAAGAAAUAGGGAUAUAAUCAGGAGAAAGAGGACAAUGGCUUUCAGUUAUAUUCCCUCAAAUGAUUCUGGUUGAGACUUAUUUCACCGUAUACUCCUCCAUAUCUUGUGCCAUUCACUGCAUUGAAUUAGAAACUUUCUGUCCACGUGGGGGGAUAGGGUGGAAUAUAAAUAAAGUUUUAUUAUUUUA